Molecule: messenger RNA, 1878 nt
Organism: Closterium sp. Naga37s-1
Lineage: Eukaryota; Viridiplantae; Streptophyta; Zygnematophyceae; Desmidiales; Closteriaceae
Source: the annotation of a GenBank genome assembly
AUGGCUAAAUUACACGCGUUUCCGGAUGCCCCGCCUUCCCUCGCGGAGCUCUGGGACUACGAUGACGUGGCAGUCGAGGUGCUUCGCUGCCUCCCGCCUCGCUGUCUUUGCCGAGCCGCGGCGGUAUCUCGGCGGUGGCGCAGUUUAGCAGCUUCCGACACUCUCUGGUCCGAAAAGGUGGCGCAGGUGCUAUCGCUCCCCGCAUCCGCCGCGAAGUCUGCACUCCCGCUAAAGUCACAUUCCGCAAAGGCGGGAUCAGCGGCGCAAUUGGCCUCCCCUGGUACACCGCAACCGCCGCCGCACGCUGCGGAACAGCGUGGGGCGAACGAGAGUGAAGCGCAGCGGGUUUACGCAGAUGCUGGUGUUUGCUUUGCUAGCAGCGCCGCGCCGCUGCUGCCGUUCUCCCCGGUGUUACUAGCUCCGCCAAUUGCGCCCUCGGCCGGAUCUGCCUCCCCCGGUCGGCACGGAGGGGGGCAAGAGCAGCACAUGCACAGCCACCUUCCCCUGAUCGUCCCAGAAGGUUCCUGGAAAGAAGUCUACCGCGGGCUGGUGGAGCUGGAUCGCGAGUGGAAGGUUCCUCCGCAGCUUCCUCUGCAGGCGGUGGGGAGUUCGAGCGAGGAGGAGGGGUGGGGCGCCGAGUGGACUCUCCGAGACGACUUCUUCUGGUUCAGCCAGCCCUUCUCCCGACUGCAGGAGGCGCGGGAGUCGCUCACGUUCCGCCUGGACCUGCCCCUGUGCCUCGUCACGGGGGUGGAGAUCGUUUCCGGGCAGGAUAUCUGGAACGCCGUCUGCCCCAACUUCCUCCAGGUCCAAGUGGGGUUCUCCCCUUCCGCCUUCCCCUUCUCCUCUGCGUCCUUCCCCCUGUCCCCCGCGCCCAUCUCCCACCUGCUCCGCCUCCCCCCCUCCGCGCUCGCCCUGGGGAACCAUGUGCGCCUGCUGCUCUCAGGCUCCCCCUGGGGGGAAGGUGGAGGGGAAGGCGGAGGGAGAGGCGGGGGCGAAGGUGGAGAGGAGGGCUGUGAAGGGGGCUGGGGGGAAGGGGGUGCUGGAAGGGGGAGUAAGGGGAGGGGGAAGAGUGGGGAGGGGGAAGGUACAUGUGAAGGUACCUGCAGUGGUGGCUGCAUCAGUGGAGCUAGUGAGAAGAGGGAGGGAUGGGAGAGAAAGAGGAGAACAGGGAAAGAAGAGGAGGAGGGAGGGGGUGAGAGUGGCUGGGGGGUGGACAGUGGUGGGAGCGACAGCGAGAGCACCAAUGAUGGCGAUGAUGAUGGUGAUGGUGAUGGUGAUGGUGAUGGUGGUGGGGAGGGGUGCAUGUGGGGGGGGGUGGAGUGCGAGUGGAGAGCCCUCAUGAGGCAGGCUCGUGGGCGACUGGCAAGACGCAUACACAGAACCCUCUCCUGCAGUAGCAGCAGCAGCACCGACAGCAUCAGCAGCCUAUAUUCUACCUCCUCCCUCUCCCUCGUCUCCCACUCCCCCAUCCCCUCCCGUUCAACCUCCCCUCUCCGCUCCCCUUCCUCCUCCUCCCCCUCUCGCCCCUCUUCCCCAUCUCUCUCCUCCCCCUCCCUCCCGGCCUACCUUCUCGCCCAAACCGCCUCUACGAGCCCCCAUCGCCCCGCAUACAUCCUCCCCCAGGACGCACCUCCCCCUCCCCCCCGCUUCUGCAUAGAGCGAGUGCGUGUCUUUGGCAUUCCCCUGGGGGCCCUACCCCCACAGAAUACCCUGCAGGCUGCUCUGGUGCGGUAUGCGGUGGGGAGGGAUGGCGGGGAGUUGAAUGCGGUGAUGAGGAGUGCGGUGGGGAGGGGUGUGCGGGAGUUGGGGAGUGUGGAGAGGGUGGUGAGGGCACUGGGGGAGAACCUGGUGGAUGCUUUUGCCUCCCAGGAGUGA